Messenger RNA from Loxodonta africana (African savanna elephant), 4757 nucleotides. RefSeq names its product zinc finger protein GLI4. Gene Ontology annotation, biological process: regulation of transcription by RNA polymerase II. The record is from RefSeq and is a predicted model, not a curated record. Gene Ontology annotation, cellular component: transcription regulator complex; chromatin; nucleoplasm. Gene Ontology annotation, molecular function: DNA-binding transcription repressor activity, RNA polymerase II-specific; RNA polymerase II cis-regulatory region sequence-specific DNA binding. The transcript is spliced from 3 exons. Lineage: Eukaryota; Metazoa; Chordata; Mammalia; Proboscidea; Elephantidae. Bases 1101 to 2540 code for a protein of 479 amino acids.
GGGGAGAGGGGCCUGGGGAGCGUGUGCUCGCGACCCUGUGGCGCUGGUGCCACUUCCCGUUCAGCUGUUGCCGCGGGGGGGCUGGAACCUGAGCUCAGAGCAGGGUCUGCAGCCCUAUGAGCUGAAGGGACUUCCACCCUGAGACCCCUGCCUCCUCUCAGACAGCGAGGAUAAGGGUGAGCGUGCCCUUUUUCCAGAUGAGUCCCCAGUAAGUUGACUUAAGAUGUUUCCUGGGUGGUUGGGAACCUGCACCCAGCUGUGACUCCUGCAGCCCGCUCCUGGUCGUGUGCCCACCACACGCAGCUGCCAUGACCCUGGCCAUCCGGAGGGAUGAGGUCAGCCAAGGGGGCAGACCCAGAGGCCCGGGGCGCUGGCAGCCAGCUCUUUGGGGGCUGCUGCCCCCCUUUCUGGAAGCAGGUUUUGUGUGCAGGGCUUCCUAGAACCAUGUUAGCUUUUGUCCUUUCCCCACCCGCUUUCUUACUCUGGAAUAGGGAGUUCCUAUUUUACCACAAUAUAAAGAAAAAAGCGCUUCUCAUUCCGGACUCAUCUUAGACAACCAACCUUAAAGAAAAGGAUGGGACCCCAAAUGAGUCCAGAUGCUACAGGCAGGGCCUCGCGUGUAGCAGAGGAUCACAGGGCUGGCCCCUGAGGGCGACCAGGUCCCAGGAAGAGGCUUUUCCUCUGGGACCGCCCCCCUCUGCCUCUUGGGUUGUAGCUCUGAGCCGUUGGUGCCCCGCUGCUCACCCUCCCCAGGGCCAGGCCCCACCAUGGUGCGGAAGGCUUUUCUGGACACACUGGGGUGGUUUUCUGUGUGGGUGCAGACACACUGGGGUGGUUUUUUGUGUGGGUGCGACCGUGGUUGGGAGGAGGUUCCCAACCGUGUUCUGGGAUGAGGGCUUUGGGUCAGCCCCUGGGGGCCUGCGAUUGCUCUCCAUGGGGUGGGCACAGGUCACACUGCUCCUUACUGAGCACACCACGUACCCAGUGCCCAGUUCCGGGUCCCCAUGUUCCCCAGCCUUCACCGCUUGCCAGCUCUCAGCAUCCUUGUUUCCCCAGCGAGGGAGUGAGCCUGUCUCACUUUGCACUACUGGAGGCCUUCCAUGGGGGCCUGGGAGCUGGCGUGCCACCCCACCAUCCUGCCAUGGGGCCCUGGGAGUUGGCGUGCCACCCCACCAAUUUGCCACAGGGGCCCUGGGAGCUGGUGUGCCACCUCCACCAUCCUGCCACGGGGGCCCUGGGAGCUGGCGUGCCACCCCACCAUCCUGCCAUGGGGCUUUGGAAGCUGGCGUGUGACCCCUACCCCCUCAGUCCCUCAUCCUGCCAUGGCUUUCAUUUCCCCAGGUCCCAGGUGUGCACACCUUCAGGAGGCCUCGGGGAAGAUGGCGGCCCUAGGGAACCAUCAGGAGUCCCCUCCUGCCCCACACCCUGUCAGUCUUUCAUCACCCAGGACACCUGGAGCCCACCACCAUGAGGCCCUGCUUCACCUGCAUGAUCAUCAACAUGACCCCUCCGGCUCCAGCCCUGAUGUACUCUCCCAGCCCCAGCUGGAGGGGGAGCUUUCGGACCUGGAUCCCCAAGACGUCCAGGAAGUCGAGAUCGGGAGAAACACCUGCUGGCCCGAUACGGUGUCGGAGCCAGAGAAGGUGCCACCAUCUCCCCAGCCGGAUGUUCCUCAGGUGGAGGUGGGCCAGGACACAGGGGUGCUGAAGAGUCUGCUAAGGGCCCUUCCACGGAGACCCAUGUGUGGGGACAGCUUUGGGCCAGAGGCCAGUUUGGAUCGGCCCACGGGCCAGCCACCGGGGGCGGGACCCUGCACGCAGAAGAGGGUUGCCUGGCGCAUGAGGCUUCUGCCACAGGGAGCCCCCGAGACCGGCGGCGGCCCCGAGCUGGGCAGCGGCUUCAGCCUGGGAGCGGGGUUUGGGGCCCGACAGGGCGGUGCGCAGGGUGGGAAGCCGCACCGCUGUGAGACCUGUGGCAAGAGCUUCAAGUACAACUCGCUGCUGGUGAAGCACCAGCGCGUCCACACGGGCGAGAAGCCCUACGCCUGCCACGAGUGCGGCAAGGCCUUCCGCGGCUGGUCGGGCUUCAUCCAGCACCACCGAGUCCACACGGGCGAGAAGCCCUACGAGUGCGGCCAGUGCGGCAAGGCCUUCAGCCACAGCUCACACUUCACGCAGCACCUGCGCACUCACAAUGGCGAGAAGCCCUACAAGUGCGGUGAGUGCGGCCAGGCCUUCAGCCAGAGCUCCAACCUGGUUCGGCACCAGCGGCUGCACACGGGCGAGAAGCCAUACGCCUGCAGCCAGUGCGGCAAGGCCUUCAUCUGGAGCUCCGUCCUCAUCGAGCACCAACGCAUCCACACGGGCGAGAAGCCCUACGAGUGCCACGAGUGCAGUAAGGCCUUCCGCGGUCGCUCCCACUUCUUCCGGCACCUGCGGACCCACACGGGCGAGAAGCCCUUCUCCUGCAGCACCUGCGGCAAGGCCUUCAGCCAGAGCUCUCAGCUCAUCCAGCACCAGAGGACCCACUACCGGGAGUAGGCAGGGCCGCUGGGCGGAGCCGCAAGGGACACAGCCCCCCUGCCGAUAUGGCUCCAGAAGGAAGGGCUUCUGCCCCUGCCCCGCCGCCCAGCUCUGCAUGCCCGCUGUCCCCAAUAAAUCCUUUCCGGUUGCUGGAAGGGGUGCUGGCUCCUGCCCUUCCAGGAGAGGAGUGAGGCUCAUCUGCCCAGGCCUUCCAUGCAGGACCCACGAUUGUCCCCUGCGGCCGGGUGGGCACCUGAGGGUCACCGUGUGGCAUAGGGAGGGGACUUGCAGGUGUCCUGCUUACUCAGCCAGGGUGCCCAAGGCAUCCAGCAAGGGCCCAGAGGGACAGCCAGCCUGACCUGGAGGAGUCUGUGCUCUCGACCCAGGCGUGGCUCUCCAGGGGCUCUGGUGAUAGGUUCCCUCAGGAUGUCCAUUCCAGAGGCUGCAGCUCCCCACACUUGGCUCUCAGAGCUGCUGUUUCCUGGCCCCACCUCCCUUCUCACGUGGCCGCCUUGAGGCGCCGGUGUUGUGAAGGCAGCUCCCUCCACCAUUCUCCCUGCCUCCUGCUGGGGAAGGUCGGUGCCCAGGGCUGCUGAUGUUUGGACAGGCGUCUACAGUCCUAAGAUCUGCCAGGACUGCCUCGCCUUGCUGGGGUCUGACUGAAACCCAGAUGCAGGGGUCCUGGGAAUGUAGCCCUGGACCUCCAGCCCCCCAGGUACCAGAAGUGCUCAGCUGGGUGGGAAUGCCCCUGGGUGUUCACAAUGUCCAGCAGGGGCCUAAUGUGGCCACAGAGGCUCCCUGCCUCACCUGCUGCCACCUCCUGGAUGGAUUUCGGGACCCCCCAAGCCCUGGUGCCACAGUGGUUAACAGCUCGGCUGCUAACCAAAAGUUCAGAAGUUUGAAUCUACUGGCUGCUCCUUGGAAACCCUGUGGGGCAGUUCUGUUCUGUCCUCUAAGGUGGCUAUGAGUCCGAAUCCACUGGACGGCAACUGGUUUUUGGUUUUCCACCCCCCAGAUUGCCAAGUUCAAGAUGCAGUUCUACAAACCUCACCUCCCAGUACCUUCUGACAUUCCUCCUGCCACCGCGUCCUCCUCAGUGCUGGUCCCAGGCCUGCCCCCCCAGGGGCCUGCAUUUGGCCUGUGAGGUGGAGAGAAAAGGCAGGUGGGCUCCAUUUGCUGCGGCGUCCACGCACAGUGCCGGCAUCCCUGGCAGGCUGUGAGAGGUGUGGUUGUCUCUUUUAUAGAGAUGGACAUGGCCCCGAGGUACGCAGGGCACGUCCUCCUUGGAUAUAGUCCAGGACUCAAUGUGCAGCCCCUUGAGAAGGGUGGUCCCUGGGGCUCAGCUAGGACCACCCUGCCCUUUCAUGAGGCUACCUUGCCUCCCCAGGCCGAAUUCCCAGGGCCCCCACCAUCAAACGCUUCCAUUCUGGGUGAGAGUGGCUGGGGGUGAGGUCAGUGCUGGCUUCUUCACGACACCUCCUUGGAAUUCAGCUCAGAACCUGGAAGAUAGGGGCAGAAAUCCUUGCCCCUCUGUCCUCAUCCUUCUCCCAUAACACCUCAGGAGACUGAGACACUGGGCUUCUGGGGCAGUGGCCAGAACCCCUCUGUUGGUCCAUCUUGGGUGAGUGUCUUAGCCUCUCUGUGCCCCACCUUUCCUAUCCCAUCCACAAGCGUGCUCCUCCCUGGGAAGCGCUCCCCCAUCCUCUGAGAGAGGUCCUCGGUAGGGGGGGUAUGACCGGGGACGGAAGAGCUGCCCCAGUCGGGUGCGAGGAGGGCCCCAGUGGGGACGCUGGCCUGGUCGCCACAGGGGCAGUUGGGGAAGGCCGCCAAAGGAGAUGACACCAGAGUUGACUUCCCAGGAUUAUCAGAGGUCGGCGGGGUAGAGCAGAUGGGGAAGGAUUUUCUAAGUGACAGGAAAGUCAUUUGCAAAGGCGUGGAGACACAAUGCCUCUGCAGAGUUGGAGGUCUCAGUGGGACCCCGGGAGCCUGAGGGGCAGGCUCCACCCCACGCCUGACAUCGCCUCUAACCCCGGCAGUCGGGGGAGAGGAAGUCAUUCUCCUCGCCUCCUGGGCAGCCAGGCCGAGGCGCGGGCUAGCGGGGCCCGAGGAGCUUCCGACGUGGCGGGCUCUCGUCUCUGCCGUGGAGGCAUCGCCUUGAGAGCCGUCCCUGUGCAGCCGGCCACCGAGCGGACAGCCAGGAGCCUUCCACGCAGUCCUAGGCUGUACCGCAAGGGG